GGUCCUUGUUCCUUUCUUCUCUAUCUAUAAUCAGUAAACUCGAUCGCCAAUCCACGCUGCAAUCGCAUGCAACUGCAACCUCAGUUUUAUUUGUUUAUUUCAUACUGCUCCAUUUUCAGCACGAUCCAGCGUCAAACUUGAGCUGCAACCUGUUGACUGACUAUGGGUAACAGUAACGUGAACGUCAACACAGAGGAAUGCACUGAUAUUGGUGCAGUGUUGAGAAAUGGAUGAGAAGUCCUUUUGCAGGUAAAUGUGACAAAUGUUGAUCAUUCUUUUUUAUUGGACUGAUGUCAUUACUCAUCUGGGAAUGAUAUUCUCUGUUUCGAAAGUGGAAUCUCAUAACAAGUAAGGGAAGAAUUUUAAAGUUGUUUAAUUUGUUGGGAGUCUCACAAAUAUGACUGGUGGAGAAACUUGGAAAAGAAGGUUCCUGACAUUGCAAAAUCUGGGUUUACAUCUGUAUGGUUGCCGCUACCAACUCAUUCCUUUUCACCAGAAGGCUAUCUUCCACAAAACCUUUAUUCACUCAAUUCUGAAUAUGGGUCUGAACAGCUGUUGAAGGCUUUACUCCAGAAGCUAAAGCAGUACAAAGUUAGAGCGAUGGCCGACAUAGUAAUCAAUCAUCGUAUUGGAACUACUAAAGGUAAUGGAGGAAUGUAUAACCGUAAUGACGGAAUUCUACUCGCGUGGAACGAACAUGCUGUCACAUCGUGUACUGGUGGAUUGGGUAACAGAAGCACAGUAGACAACUUCAAUGGGGUUCCAAAUAUUGAUCACAGCCGACGUUUCGUUCGUAAGGACAUCAUAGGUUGGCUAAAGUGGUUACGCAGUGUCAGCUUUCAAGAUUUUCACUUCGAUUUUGCAAGGGGUUACUCGGCAAAAUAUGUCAAAGAAUAUAUUGAAGAAGCUAAGCCUAUAUUUUCUGUUGGGGAAUAUUGGGAUUCCUGCAACUAUAACGGAUAUGAUAGCCAUAGACAAAGGAUCAUUAAUUGGAUUGAUGCCACGGGACAGAUUUCAACUGCAUUUGACUUCACAAUCAAGGGGAUUCUUCAGGAGGCUGUAAUGGGGCAGGUCUGGCGUCUGCGUGACCCUCAAGGGAAGCCACCAGGUGUAAUGGGGUGGUGGCCUUCAAGGGCUCUCACAUUUAUCGAUAACCAUGACACAGGCUCAACACAGGCUCAUUGGCCUUUCCCCUCAAAUCAUAUUAUGGAGGGAUAUGCAUACAUACUUGCACAUCCAGGAAAACCAACAGUUUUCUAUGAUCACUUUUACGAUUGGGAUGAACAUUCGAAGGCGUCAAGAUAUCCACAGCCUUCAUCUGUCAGGAUCCUGGAGUCCCAAUACAACCUGUAUUCUGCAAUGAUCGGAGACAAAGUACGCAUGAAGAUUGGGGAUGGUUCCUGGUGUCCAACUAGCAGAGAGUGGACACUUGCAACCAGCGGACACCGAAUGCAGUGUGGCAAAAGCAAUGAUUCCUCAUCCAUCUUUCCUUUCAUUGCUGAUCCCUUUGGUACUGGGGAAUGUGAUGCAAGGCAUCCCAGUCAGGCAUGAUGGCUACUCCUUACAUUUUACAAUAUUAAAUAAAGUCAUCCCAUCUCCAAAUUUGCUUUGGAAAGUAUCAUGCCUCAGGAAUUAACUACAUUUUCCAUCAAAAAAAUUAUAGAGCAUCUUUAAU
Molecule: messenger RNA, 1675 nt
Organism: Hibiscus syriacus
Lineage: Eukaryota; Viridiplantae; Streptophyta; Magnoliopsida; Malvales; Malvaceae
Product: probable alpha-amylase 2
Exons: 12
Coding region: 601-1551 (316 amino acids)
Biological process (GO): carbohydrate metabolic process
Molecular function (GO): calcium ion binding; alpha-amylase activity
Source: RefSeq, a predicted model, not a curated record